GCAUCGGUUUAGGAGUCGAAAGGUUUUGUUCUAGGGUUUUCUAGCGGUGGUAGGGUUUUCAGAUCUAGGGUUCUCACGUCCGCCGCCCAUCGAUUUCGUUGUAGAUUCGUGGUUGCAGGUCGUCUUUCGUUCGUUUUUCAGUAAUCAUGCCGGGUAACCCAGAUUGCAGUGUUUAUAUAGGUAACUUGGAUGAGAGGGUGAAUGAUAGAGUUCUGUAUGAGAUUCUCAUACAGGCAGGACAUGUAAUAGACCUGUAUAUACCUCAAGAUAAGGAAACCAACCGUCCCAAGGGUUUUGCAUUUGCGGAAUAUGAAAACGAAGAGAGUGCAGGUUAUGCUGUCAGGCUUUUCUCAGGCCUUGUUUCUCUUUACAAUAGAACAUUGAAAUUUGCGAUUUCUGGGCAAGAUAAGCCCCCACAAAACUCUGCUAGUCCUAUGGUGCUUGCGUCGAACUCGCCUCCUAUACCCAGGUCACAGCCCAUGCAACUAAAUAACAGCGAAAUUUCCGAACAGGCAGCUCAGUUGUUGACACCAUGCAGGUUUUCAGCAUAUACCCAAUCAGUUUCUCCUGGGUUUUCAGCUUACCCCCUAUCAAUUUCUCCAAGUUAUCCUCAAGGUGGCCCACUCAUCAUGCAUGCCUCAGGUAUAUUUUGACUACAGUGAUCGAAUUGCCUCAAAGAGCUUUGCUACAGCAGCACGAACGCACCAGGUUGAUCUUGUAUAUACCACACGUGCCAUCAUAGCUGUUUACACAUGGCUAGAUGAGAUUGCCCAUAAGAUGCCAUGUGGAAACAAUAUACACCUUACAAUCAAGACAAACGUUAAAGGUAAGAAGCUAGAGUUUUGUUUGUGAUCGUGCAAUAGCACUUUACCGUGCGGGUUUGACCACUCACACAUGUGCAAGUUUAUAAAUAUUCAUUUAUUCUCUCAUUCGAAACAUCAGAACAAAAGGAGCAUAGGAGAGAUCAAAAAGAACACCCUGGUCCAUAGCUCAAGUGGUAGACUGAGUAAAAGAUACCUCGUUUCAACACUGAGGUCGAGGUCUUGGUGUCGUUUCCCAAGUGGGGUUGGCUAACAGUGAAGUGUGAACUGACAGUGUUGUGUACUAACAACCUAACAGGAAAAAAAGAAGAAAGAAGACAUUCAAGAGUAAGCCAAGAUGGUAGGAAGGAAAGAAGAUGAACUUUUUAACGAAGUAAGAGUCUAAUGUGAAGAGCUUCUAAUGCAUGUUACAAGAUUAGAAUAGUAAAAAGAGAGUUACAUGAUUAUUAGAUCUUUCCUAACGUGCUGAAUGUGAUGGACUAUACUUAUAUUGAGGAUAAAGGAGAACAUGAUAUUGUAAGGCUACAGCCUCUCCUUCAUGCCAAAAUAAUUAUACACAUCUUUUAGCUUUACAUUGCC
Magnolia sinica is the source of this 1400-nucleotide messenger RNA. Its product is annotated as spliceosome-associated protein 49-like. The record is from RefSeq and is a predicted model, not a curated record. Lineage: Eukaryota; Viridiplantae; Streptophyta; Magnoliopsida; Magnoliales; Magnoliaceae. The coding region runs from base 147 to 653 and encodes 168 amino acids. Gene Ontology annotation, molecular function: RNA binding. The transcript is spliced from 4 exons.